Messenger RNA from Hevea brasiliensis (rubber tree), 2983 nucleotides. RefSeq names its product casein kinase 1-like protein 3. Bases 1 to 1281 code for a protein of 426 amino acids. Gene Ontology annotation, biological process: peptidyl-serine phosphorylation; endocytosis; signal transduction. The transcript has 15 exons. The record is from RefSeq and is a predicted model, not a curated record. Lineage: Eukaryota; Viridiplantae; Streptophyta; Magnoliopsida; Malpighiales; Euphorbiaceae. Gene Ontology annotation, molecular function: protein serine/threonine kinase activity; ATP binding. Gene Ontology annotation, cellular component: nucleus; cytoplasm.
AUGGAACGGAUCGUCGGCGGCAAGUACAAGCUCGGCAGGAAAAUCGGCAGUGGAUCGUUUGGUGAAAUCUUUCUCGCUACUCAUAUCGAUACGUUUGAGAUCGUUGCUGUUAAGAUCGAGAACAGUAAAACAAAGCACCCGCAAUUGCUUUAUGAAGCAAAGUUGUACAAUCUGCUUCAAGGAGGCAGUGGUAUUCCUGGCACAAGAUGGUCUGGUCUUGAUGGGGAGGACAAUGUACUGGUCCUUGAUUUGCUGGGGCCAAGCCUUGAGGACCUGUUUGUAUACUGUGGGAGGAAGUUCUCGCUCAAGACAGUUUUGAUGUUAGCUGAUCAAAUGAUUACAAGGAUAGAAUACGUGCACUCUAAAGGAUUUCUUCAUAGAGACAUCAAACCUGAUAACUUCCUCAUGGGACUUGGUCGGAAAGCGAAUCAGGUUUACAUAAUUGAUUUUGGCCUUGCAAAAAGAUAUCGAGAUGCCACAACCAAUCGCCAUAUUCUUUACAGGGAGAACAAAAACUUGACAGGAACUGCACGAUAUGCAAGUUGCAAUACUCACCUUGGAAUUGAGCAAAGCCGGCGUGAUGAUUUGGAGUCACUUGGCUAUGUACUGUUAUAUUUUCUUAGAGGAAGCCUUCCGUGGCAGGGUUUGAAAGCUGCCACAAAGAAGCAGAAAUAUGACAAAAUUUGCGAAAAGAAAUUAUCAACUCCUAUUGAGGUUCUAUGCAAAUCUCAUCCAGUGGAGUUUGCAUCAUACCUACAUUACUGUCACUCACUGACAUUUGAGCAGCGUCCUGAUUAUGGAUUCUUGAAGCGCCUGUUUCGCGAUCUCUUUGCCCGUGAAGGAUAUGAAUUUGAUUAUGUAUUUGAUUGGACUAUCAUAAAAUAUCAGCAGGCACAAAAGAGUAGAAGUCAACCUCGUUCAUCUCCGGUUCCUGGUGCAAGUAGUAGCCAUAUAGUGCCAACAGAUAUGGAGAACCCUCAAGGAAGCAACAAUGCUCAAUAUUCCUCUGACAUCAUGAGAUCUAAUGGUCCUGGUGUACGCAUGCAAUUCAAAUCAGCAAUGGGCAAGAAUUUGAGCUCUGACAAUCAUGUUGAUAAGAAUACUGUAACUGAUGCACACAUCCCUUCCACUUCCUUUUCACUUGCUGGGACCUCAAAAAGAAAUGCCCCAAAGCCUGUUUUGCCCACUGAACCUGCAAAUCCUGCUCAAGGACACAGCAGCAAAAUUGGUCCUUCAAGUAGCUGGAUUUCAUCAUUACAACGCAUUCAUUCUGCAAAGUGAUUAGCAUGGAUUCUUUUUCUCCUACAGCAUUGUUUGAUGGAACGAAUAUAACAGGGGGCUAUCAUGCAGGGAUGGCAUUUGAAGUCCAUAAUACCUAUAGUUCUGGAUUGUCGAUGGCUGCUCAUCUAGGAAGACGCUGCCUAAAUAUCAACAGGGAAAAAGGUGUUAAAAUGAUACUAAUUUUGGUGCCAUUGUUUUAUGUGUAUUCAAAAUUCUGCUGGUUGCCCGUGUGUGUGCGCGCAGUUGUAUUGACUAUUGCAUACUUGGUUUAAUGAGAAACUAUGGAAUUGGUUAUUCAAAGUAGAAGUUAGCCUGUGUGUUAUGCAGCCAAGAACUUAAGAUGAAGAAUUACCAUUCAAGCUUGUUUAUCUGAUGAUACUGCAAAAUUCAAGUAAGCAACAUUAUUUUGGUAAUCGUGUGAUUUGAUUUGCAGCUGCUUGUGAUUGUUGCUGGAUGGGGGAUGAGUAGUGAGAUCUUCCUUCAUUUAUUUGGAUUAUUCAUUAGCUUACCAAGGAAAUUGCUUGCCAUCGGGUGAUAUUCUGCAGAUAUUUGUGUUUGGGAUGGAAGUUAUCUUCAGCGUGGACCAGUUGACAUUGUUCUUUGAAGAUGUCUUCAAGCACUAGUUUUGUCAGGUAAGUGAAAAUAAUUGGACUUCUGAAAGCAUGGCAGUCUGGGAUUUCAUUCAGUUCUGUGCUUGAGUAGUUACUUAUGUACUUCAAGAAUUCUGUUAUGAGACUUCAGAGCAUGUCAUAUUGUUUGGUAUGAUGGUUAGUCUAGACUUGGAAUCCUUAGCUACUUGUAAUGAAUAUCAUGGUAGCUGUAUCAGCAGUCUGUUGUCAACUUGUCAUUUCUCAAUGUACUUGAUUGGAAUUCCAUAAUGAGGCCUUCAGUCAUGCUUUGAUGAUCUCAAUCUUGAUUAGUGUGAUGAUCGCUCUCUACUGGGAAAUUUUAGCUUUGUUAGUGCUUCGAUCUCAACCCUCUACAUGACAAUGUUAAAGAGUAGGAUACUGCCGGAGUUUGGGAUAAAGUCCAUACUCCAUUUGGGCUUACUACCAGUGAUUAAUGCGCUCCACCUAUAAUAAGGCAGGCUGCUAAUGAUGUUCUGCAUCUCAUCUAUCCACUGGAGCUCCUCUCCGUACGGAUAAUUUUGAUUCACUUUUACUUUCUUGGGAUCAGUUUCUUCUCCUUGUUGCUUGUGAUAUUAGCCGCUAUGAUUCAUGGUUGCUGUGUCGGUGAUCCAGUCGGAGAUGGUAGCCACUGGAAACUAGGGAUUUGACCAUUGAAUGGUGUGCAUUUGUUCAUGCUUGAGAGAAAAUCAGAGAUGGAAAUCGAGCUUGGGUAGAUGCGACUGCUAAUUGCUACGCAUUAGUUGUAUGUUGCAGGGCUAAGGUUUGCCAUUUCGAGUUGUUGCUAUUUCAAUGGAGCAUGUAUUAGAUAUGCAACUUGAAUUUGAUAACUGGGCAUCUACAAAGACGAACACAAUAUUCCGAAUUUAGCAAGACAUGAUCUCGUUUACUUGAAUGCAAAGGUCUCUGGUGAUUGUUCACUGUAAUUAAUUAGAAUCUUCUGUACUUGCAUGAUGUGGCAUGAACUUCCUACAUGGAUAACUGGAUGCGCCGUUCCAUGCAGAUGGCUUCUGUAACCUAAUUUCUUAGGUUUCAUUCAAUUGAGCAUGGAAGCCUCUGCUUCACUCUUCUGUUAA